GUGGCAUUCGAUUCGCACCUCCGGGGACCGUCGUUCGUGAUGGAACCACCGUCACGGCUCGAGUUCUCCAACUCCUCCGGCGGCUGGCUGGACUGUUCCGCCUCCGGCAGUCCGCAACCCUCGAUCGACUGGCUGUCGGUGGACGGGACGUCCGUCGGCGACGUCGGCGGCGUCCGGCGGGUCCUGCGCAACGGGACGCUGGUGUUGCUGCCCUUCCCUGCCGCCGCCUACCGGCAGGACAUCCACAGUACAAUCUAUCGAUGCGUGGCGUCGAACACCGUCGGGCGGGUGAUCUCGCGGGACGUGCAGGUCCGGGCAGUGGUUGCUCAAGCAUACAAAGUUGAUGUUGAAGUGCUGGCAGCUUCCCGCGGCUGCACCGCGAUCCUGCGUUGCGUAGUGCCUAAUUUUGUUAAGGAGUUAGUACGGGUCGUGUCCUGGGUGCAGGAGCCGGCAUUUUACAUUUACCCAUCGCUGCAGGGAGAUGGCAAGUACCACCUGCUGCCGACUGGCGAGUUGCUGAUACACAAUCUAGAGUAUAAUGAUCGGUAUCCUUCCUAUCGGUGUCGGACGAUGCACAAGCUCACGAGGCAAGUCGUCACGAGCAAUUCGGCCAAGAUUCGCAUGAACGAGCAACGAGGAAUAGUUUCGCCAAGUGUCGUCGAACAUACGUCACACGUGUCCGUCUCGCAGGACGAAGGUGCCGUGCUGCUGUGCGUCGCCCAAGGCUGUCCCUCGCCGGAGUAUCGAUGGUACACGCACAACGGUCCGGAGCCGAUCCCCGUCUCCUCCGGGCCCCGGAUACGACUGCUCGGGCCAGUGCUGGCGAUCGAGGCCGUGACCGGCGAGGACGGCGGGGUCUACAAGUGUUCGGCGUCGAACGCGGGUGGCGAGGCGAGCGCCGACCUGCGCCUGACCGUGUCCACGCCGAUCCACGUCGAGAUUUCGCCGAACGUGCUGAGCGUCCACAUGGGCGGCACGGCCGAGUUCCGGUGUCUCGUCACGGCCAAUGGGAUGGCGGCCGGGCCGCAGCACAUCGUCUGGUUCAAGGAUGGCCGCCAGCUGCCCAGCUCGGGCCGCGUGGGCGACACGCUUCAGGUGACGGGCGUGACGCGCGAGGACAAGGGCAUGUACCAGUGCGUGGUAAGGCGCCAGGAGGGCGACUCGUUCCAGGCGUCCGCCGAACUGCAGCUGGGAGAUGCGCCCCCGUCGCUGGUGUACAGCUUCAUCGAACAAACACUGCAGCCCGGCCCGGCCGUUUCGCUCAAGUGUUCCGCCCAGGGAAAUCCGACGCCCCAGAUUUCCUGGACACUGGAUGGAUUUCCACUGCCAACGAAUGGGAGGUUUAUGAUUGGCCAGUACGUGACGGUGCACGGCGAUGUCAUCAGCCACGUGAACAUCAGCCACGUGAUGGUGGAGGACGGUGGCGAGUACUCGUGCGCCGCGGAAAACCGUGCCGGCCGGACAUCGCACUCCGCACGGCUCAAUAUUUACGGAUUACCGUACAUUCGGCUGAUACCGAAGGUGACGGCUGUGGCCGGCCACACGCUGUACCUCAAGUGUCCGGUCGCGGGCUACCCGAUCGAGGAGAUCCACUGGGAGCGUGGUGGACGUGAGCUGCCGGAGGACAUGCGCCAGAAGGUCCAGUCGGACGGUACGCUCGAGAUCAAGGAGGUCCAGAAGUCGCUCGACUCCGGUGUCUACACCUGCUGGGCGCGCAACAAGCAGGGCCAUAGUGCGCGCCGCAGUGGCGAAGUGGCGGUUAUAGUCCCACCCAAGCUGAACCCGUUUCAUUCGUCGAUCCUGUCGCUGAACGUUGGCGAUCGCGCCUCGAUCACCUGCUCCGUGAUCAAGGGUGACAUCCCACUCACGAUCGCCUGGCGUAAAGAUGGCCGCCCGAUCGAUCCUACUCAGCGCAUGUCAGUGACCCAGGUCGACCAGUACAACGCCAUCCUGCUGAUCGAGAACCUGUCGGCGGACCAUACCGGGAACUACUCGUGCGUGGUGCGCAACACGGCCGCCGAAACCGAGGGUCACCAGUCGCUGCUGGUCAAUGUUCCACCCCGCUGGGUCGUCGAGCCGACGGACGUGAGCGUCGAGCGGAACCGCCACAUUAUGCUCCACUGCCAGGCGCAAGGAGUUCCCGUGCCAACGAUUCUGUGGAAGAAAGCAACAGGAAGUAAAUCCGGCGACUACGAAGAGGUUCGGGAGCGCCCGUACACCAAGCUGCUGGCCAACGGGUCGCUGCUGCUGCAGCACGUCAAGGAGGACCGGGAAGGGUUCUACCUGUGCCAGGCGAACAACGGCAUCGGUACCGGCAUCGGGAAAGUUAUUCAGCUCAAGGUGAACUCUUCCCCGUACUUUGCCGGCCAGUCGAAGAUGGUCACCGUGAAGAAGGGAGACACAGCCAUCAUGCAGUGCGAGGUGAAGGGCGACAAGCCGAUCAACGUCGUAUGGCUUCGCAACGGCAAGCACGAGCUUAACCCGUCCACAAACUAUCGCGUCUCGAUCAAGCAGGACGCGACGCCCGAGGGCAUCUCGGCCGAGGUGCAGAUCGCGAACGUGGACAGCAGCGACAGCGGGGCGUACUUCUGCCAGGCGAGCAACCUCUACGGCCGCGACCAGCAGCUGGUGCAGCUCCAGGUACAGGAGCCACCGCAGCCACCGUCUUCGCUCGAGGCCGCAACCGUGUCGAGCCGGGUGGUGAACCUGAAGUGGCAACCGCGCGGUGGCGACGCGGCCGAGGUGUCGAAGUACAUCGUCGAGUAUCGGGAAAUUGACCGGCAGUGGCAGUACAUCGAAAUAUCCGACCCGCCCGCCUACUCGACCAUCAUCGAGGGCCUGAAGCCGGCCACCAACUACGUGUUCCGGAUUGUCGCCGAAGGUCCGGCCGGGAGAAGCUCCCCGAGCCAGGAGCUGUUCAUCAAGACGGACCCGCAGCGACCGGCAGGAACUCCGCUGAAUCUUGGCGCCCGACCCGUAUCGUCCACCGAGAUUCUAGUCAGCUGGAUGCCACCCUCUUACGAGCUGCGUCACGGUGAGAUCCAGGGCUACAACAUCGGCUACCGAUCGAUGCACGCGACGAGCAACAGCUACAACUUCACGUCGGUAUCGGGUGACGGUGAGGAUGGUACCGGGGAGCUGCUACUGGCUAACCUCGCCAAGUACACGCGUUACACCAUUGUGGCGCAAGCGUUCAACCAAGUCGGGCCGGGGCCGCUCUCAGAGCCGGUCACGGCGCAAACGAUGGAAGACGUCCCGAGUCGCCCACCGGAAGAUAUCCGCUGUAUGGCGCAGAGUUCCACCUCGAUCCAGGUAUCGUGGCAACCGCCGCAGGCCCACCACACGAACGGGUUGCUGCAGGGCUACAAGGUGUUCUACGAGUGUGCCACCGAGGACGCGAUCGCGAGUGGCGAGAUGGAAACGCGCAAAACCACCUCCCUCACCGUUCAUCUGUCCAAUCUGCGCAAGUUCUCUAACUACAGCAUUCAGGUGUUGGCGUACACGCGCAUGGGUGAUGGUGUCAUCUCUCCACCCGCCUUCUGCCACACGGACGAGGAUGCCCCCGAGCCACCGGCCGACAUUAAGAUUGCGAUCAGCUCGCCCUCAUCACUGUACGUGUCCUGGUUGCCACCGCGCGAUCCCAACGGUAUCAUCACCAAGUACAACCUGUACAUGCGCGCGGUGAACGGCCGCGAAGAGCUGAACAACGACAAGCGUAACCUGCAGGCGCAUCAGCAUCACUUCGAGGCGAAGCAACUUCAAAGCCACACCGAGUACCAGUUCUGGGUGUCGGCAUCGACGCGUGUUGGAGAGGGCAAGAGCUCCCGCGUCGUUUCUCAGCAGACGUCCAACCGCGUGCCGGCCAAGAUCGUUUCGUUCGGUGGUUUAACGGUGCGUCCCUGGAAGUCGUCCGCUUCACUGAACUGCAUGGCGGUGGGACAACCGAGGCGCGAGUGGUUCAAGGGUGACACACUGCUACGACCCGGUACGCAACACAACAUCCAGCUGCUCGACUCUGGUGAGAUUAUCGUGACGAUGCUUCAAACGAGUGACACCGGCAACUACACCUGCCAGGUGGACAAUGGCAUCGGAACGGAUCGGCUGACGCACAACCUGCUCGUCCAGGUUCCACCCGGUCCGCCCGUCCUCUACGUGACCAGUGCCACCUCUAGCAGCAUUCUGCUUCACUGGAAGAUUGGCUCGACGGGCAACGCACCCAUCACCGCCUUCUCACUGCACUACCGACGGGUGCACGGGAACCUGGAGGAGAUGCAGCUGUCCCGGCACUCCGCAAGCCACGACCUGAAGGGUCUCUUCUGUGGCAGCACCUAUCAGGUGUACCUGGUGGCGCACAACAAGAUCGGUUCCUCGUCCGCCAGCACGACGCUCAACGUGAAGACACAGGGUCAACCACCGGGCAUCCCGCCCGAUUCGGUGCUGAUCGCACCCAACUCCACCUCAGUUGUGUUGCGCCUGAACGGAUGGCCCGACAAUGGCUGCCCGAUCAUGUACUUCGUGCUGCAGUACCGCUCCGUGUCCGGUGGGCUCGACGACGAGUGGCACCUCGUCUCGAACGCUCUGAAACCGCAAAGGCGCUUCACGCUGCCGGGCCUCCUGCCGUCGACCAUGUACCGGCUCAAGAUGGAAGCGCACAACGUGGCCGGCUCAACCAACGCCGAGUAUACCUUCUGGACGCUCACCAAGGACGGAGACCCACCACCGCCGGAGCUAGUAGAAAGAGGACACCGUUCUCAGAUUUUUUAUAACAAUAUUCAGUUGCUGAUACCGAUCAUCAUCACGAUCACCGCCACCAUCAUCUGCAUCGCGUUCACGGUGGUGUGCUACAAAUACCGCCAGCGAGGUAGACAGCGAAAGGACACGAUGGAAAGCCAACAGACCACCGACGCGCAACGGGAUCGCUACUACGCCACGAUCCACAAAGUUGCUUUGCAAGCAGGCGAUAAAAUACCUGAAACAUCCGAAGAUAUCUCGCCGUACGCCACGUUCCAGCUUUCGGAGGCUAGCACUCUAGCGCAGCCACACCACAGCGGCCCAGCCAACACCCUGCUGCACUCCUUCAUGUACCACGAACGCGCCAUGACCGAGGGUUGCGCCUCGCCACCACCCGCCGCGGUACUGAGACUUCACAAUCAAUCACCAUACUACAAUAUUAACUCCUCCAAGGGCCGCCGAAGACAUUCGCGCAAAACGGAGCCCGAAAGCGAGGAGUCCGACUCGGACCAAGACCAGCUGACCUCGAGCCGUACCGAGUCGUCCAACCAGCUGGACGCGAAGAUGAAGCACAGUAAGGAUCUGGACGUGGGGGCGGCGGGCGGCCACCCGGGCGACCACGGCUAUAACCCGAACCACUAUAUGCGUUCUAUUCCAGGUCUCAUUUAUCACGGCACGCAAUCGAGCACGUCGUCCGAUUUGUCGCCGAUGUCCGAACAAAAGUCCUUACCGCGGCGUGGCCGUUCAAGUCAAAGUCAAACACAUCACAUCUAUAUGCCCAGGGGAACGAUGCGAUCGUUACUGACACCGUUGCACCUGCCGGACGGGAGUGCCCCGGGCGGGGGUCCCCUGUUCCAUCAGGUGCCGAUCGAGGGCGGCACUCCGGGUGGGCUCGAGUUGUCCGAGGCCGAGUGCGACAUAGACACGAUCAAGAAGCUCAAACUCGGCAUGCGCUCGUCGCUCUGGUCGCGCCCGAGCCAAAGCAAUGCUGGAGGCGGUGGCGGAGCAGGCGGAGGAGGUGGAGGAGGAGGCGGCGGGCUUACAGGAGCCUCCAAUAACAAUAACAACAACAGCAUCGGUGGAGGUGGCAACAACACCGGUGGCGGCGGAGGGGUCGGCGCCGUCGGCAACAACAACAACAACGGAAGUAAUGGCAACUCGAUCGUGGGCAGCAUCCUGGGCGGAACGGGCGCGGGACCGAACGGUGGCCCGGGAGCGGUCGGUGGCACCCCAGGACAUCCUUCCGAUUACUCGAUCGCAGUAUAA
Molecule: messenger RNA, 5997 nt
Organism: Anopheles coustani
Lineage: Eukaryota; Metazoa; Arthropoda; Insecta; Diptera; Culicidae
Gene: Dscam2
Product: cell adhesion molecule Dscam2
Exons: 17
Coding region: 40-5997 (1985 amino acids)
Biological process (GO): cell-cell adhesion
Molecular function (GO): protein binding
Source: RefSeq, a predicted model, not a curated record